AUGCCCGUGGCCCACCGUCAGAAGGCCAUGCCCGUGGCCCACCGUCAGAAGGCCAUGCCCGUGGCCCACCGUCAGAAGGCCAUGCCCGUGGCCCACCAUCUGAAGGCCACGCCCACAGCUCACCUAACUUUCGUUAUCGACUGUGCUAGUGGGAAACAGCUCUCCCUGGCAGCACCCCCUGUGCCACCCCAAGCCCCCGGUCCUUACCUAGGACUUGUCACCCCUCCAAUGAAGACCUAUAUCUUGUUCUGUGGGGACAGCCAGCCACAUCUGACUCAGGAGGCCUCCCUGGGUGGGGGGCCCCUUGCCCAGGCCAGGGGCACCCUGCCACCCUGCAGAGGGACUGCGGCCCCAGCUUCCUCCCCACUCAGCCCACUAUGCGCCCAGGAGGCCCCUGAAGCCAAGGGGAGCCCCUUAAAGACAAGGCCUGCAAAGUAUUCAGCCUGGGAAACAGUCAGGGGCUUGCUCAAAGCUUUCUCCUCCUGUGUCUGUGGGCAGGCAGAUUGACUGGAACAGCCUGACCGUGGGAGGAGCGGGUUGGC
Molecule: messenger RNA, 542 nt
Organism: Eptesicus fuscus (big brown bat)
Lineage: Eukaryota; Metazoa; Chordata; Mammalia; Chiroptera; Vespertilionidae
Gene: SRARP
Product: steroid receptor associated and regulated protein
Exons: 1
Coding region: 1-507 (168 amino acids)
Biological process (GO): positive regulation of intracellular estrogen receptor signaling pathway
Cellular component (GO): cytoplasm; nucleus
Molecular function (GO): nuclear estrogen receptor binding
Source: RefSeq, a predicted model, not a curated record